Molecule: messenger RNA, 816 nt
Organism: Erinaceus europaeus (western European hedgehog)
Lineage: Eukaryota; Metazoa; Chordata; Mammalia; Eulipotyphla; Erinaceidae
Gene: MRPL53
Product: mitochondrial ribosomal protein L53
Exons: 3
Coding region: 1-591 (196 amino acids)
Cellular component (GO): mitochondrial large ribosomal subunit
Source: RefSeq, a predicted model, not a curated record
AUGAGUCUUUUUUGUAUAACCAUUAUGCUAUCUCCCCCGCCCAGCUCUUGCAUCUUUAUUGCCUACAUGUUAGGUAGUAUUUACUUUGGGCUUUCCUUCCUCCUGAUCCUCCUUUGGAGCUGCAGUCAAGGCGAGCCCUGCAAAAGGCUGCGGAAAGCCGGCCACUUUGAGACGCCAGGGAACCGCGAGAACAGUAAAACAAGCAACACUUCCGCUAGCGCGAGUGCUUCCGGGGCGGAGUUCACCAUGGCUGCCGCCUUGGCUCGGCUCGGACUCCUGUCCGUGAAGCAGAUUCGGGUUCAAUUUUGCCCUUUCGAGAAGCAUGUGGAGUCGACGAGGACCUUCCUGCAGGCGGUGAGCAGCGAGAAAGUCCGUUCCACCAACCUCAACUGCUCGGUGAUCGCGGACGUGAGACACGAUGGCUCCGAGCCCUGCGUGGACGUGCUGUUCGGAGACGGGCAUCGCCUACUGAUGCGCGGCGCCCACCUUACCGCCCAGGAAAUGCUCUCAGCCUUCGCCUCCCACAUCCAGGCCAGAAGCUCUGAGAGCGAGGACAAGCCGGAUGCUGGUACUGGUACCAAGCGCAGAUAGGGGAGAAGACAGACCGACUGGCAGGUUUUGGCCUGGGACUAGUAGGACACUUAUGUAAGAAGAGCUUUGUUUAACCACACACAUCACUUUCUGCAGGGCCUCUGAGUGCCAGUGAAACCCUAAGAGCCCAAAAGCGGGGAUCGUGAAUACAGAUCCAGCCGUUGCUUCUGGGAGAUAGAUGGGGAAGGGGACAGAAUAAAUUUGAAUUUUCACUUUCUUACCAUA